Molecule: messenger RNA, 3741 nt
Organism: Vicugna pacos (alpaca)
Lineage: Eukaryota; Metazoa; Chordata; Mammalia; Artiodactyla; Camelidae
Gene: SYT16
Product: synaptotagmin 16
Molecular function (GO): phospholipid binding
Source: RefSeq, a predicted model, not a curated record
UCACAGCCAUUAAGAGACCUCCAAUUUAAUGUCUCAUCAUGCUUAUUCUGUAGUUCACAUUAAGUCCAGAGUACUGGAGGACCGGAACAAGUGGACUUGUAGACACCAGAUAGCCCGGCCAUGCUGUUGGCCAUGGCAUCUCAGGAUGUUCAGAACUUCUUCCAGCCUCUCUCUUCCUGGAUAUCUCGGGUUUAUGAAGCUCUCCAGCAAGCAGGAGAUACAUUAUCUGCUUCGCUGGUUAACUUCAGCAAAAAAGACUCUAAGUUGAGUGACAAGCUAGACCAGGACUUAGAUGAUAUUCAGAUUCAGGAAACUUACUUUGAAGAUGAAGAACAAAGCAAUGAUUGGAGCCAAGAGGACACAAACUCCUUGUUUUUUGAAGUGGACCAUUUCUCCUGUUGUAAUAGUGAUUUGCAGGACUCUGCCCAAAGUUCAAGCCCCAGGCUUAGCCAACAUGCAAAGGACUCAUGUUUGUUAAGGUCCCAGUGGCCCAGUCAGACCCUUGAUGACCAAAAGCCACUACAUGUGCUUUCUUCUGUUGCUGAGGAAGAAUGUCACCUUGAAAAGCAAAGGAGUGGCCUUCAACAUGGCUUUGACAGCCAGCUCUCUGGUGUUUUAGAAAAUAUUAAUGGAAAAAAGCAAGUUAACAGCUUUGGAGAUGAUGAGGAGCUGUCCACAUCUUCUGACAGCGAUGAGGAGGUGAUCAAACAGUUUGAAAUUUCUGUGUCCCGGUCCCGGAGUUUCCGCUCAGGAGCAUCUGAGAAAGGAAAGCAGACAAGAUUGGAGCAGAAACGAAAACCCAGCCACUGGCUCCCUACCCACAAAGAGGACCACGCGGAAGUGUCCACCUGUGAAGGUUUGGAUGGAGGCAGCCAACUGAAUUAUUCUGAGAAUCUGUCUUAUGGUGAAGAUGUUCCCAUCUAUGCCCACUCACAGUCCCCCUGUGAGGUGGGGGACACCAGGCACCAUGGCUCACCUUCCCAAGAGAUGGUCCGUAGCCUCAGUCAGCAGUCCACAGAGGGCAGCUUGGAGACGGAGACAGCUUGUAAUAACCGAGGAUUUGAAGAUUCCUGUGCCACUGACAGCUCCUCCGUGUGGAGUCCAGAGGGACAGGAUGCGACCAAUUUUCAGGUGCCAUCUGGGGUCCUGGAGCCCAUCUCAAAAUGUGGUGACCUGGAUGUCAUCUUUGAAUACAGAGCUGCCAGCCAGAAGCUCAUAGUGACCAUUGUAAGAGCACAUGGCCUCCCAGAUAAAGACCGAAGCGGUGUCAACUCCUGGCAAGUUCACGUAGUGCUGCUUCCCAGUAAGAGACAGAGGGGCAGGACAAGCAUACAGAGAGGGCCCAACCCCAUCUUCAAGGAGAAAGUCACCUUCGCCAAGCUGGAGCCCAGAGAGGUGGCUGCCUGCGCCGUCCGCUUCCGCCUGUACGCUGCCCGCAAGAUGACCCGGGAGAGAAUGAUGGGAGAGAGGCUGUUCUAUCUCAGCCACCUGCACCAGGAAGGGGAAAUGAAAGUGACUCUGGUUCUGGAGCCAAGAAGUAACAUCAGUGGUGGAGAGUCUCCACUCAGCCCAUCUGCAGUUUCUCACAGUGAUAGCGCUUCAUCCACGCAGUCGCUGUCGCAUGGAGGGGCGCCAGAGCUGUUGGUGGGGCUGUCGUACAAUGCCACAACGGGGCGAUUAUCCGUGGAAGUGAUCAAAGGCAGCCAUUUCCGAAACCUCGCUGUGAGCAGAGCGCCUGAUACGUAUGGAAAGCUCUUUCUCCUCAAUUCUGUGGGUCAAGAGAUGUCCCGCUGCAAGACAUCCAUCCGGCGCAGUCAGCCCAAUCCUGUCUAUAAGGAGACCUUUGUUUUCCAGGUGGCCCUCUUUCAGCUCUCUGAUGUCACAUUGAUGAUUUCUGUGUAUAACAGGCGUGCCAUGAAGCGUAAGGAGAUGAUUGGCUGGAUUGCUCUGGGCCAAAACAGUAGUGGAGAAGAGGAACAAGACCAUUGGGAGGAAAUGAAGGAGACCAAAGGGCAGCAGGUCUGCAGGUGGCACGCCUUGCUUGAAUCCUAGGUUUGCCAACAGGUGUUGGUGGGCCAUGCCCACCCUGGUGAUGUGUGUUUUGAUUCCUGAUACCAACUCAGUGGGUGCUGGCAGGCUUUUUAGAGACAGGCUUUAAAUAGGGAUUGGAUUCUACUAAACCCUGGGACAUUCUGGGGAUGGCGGGCACUUCUGGGUUUCUCAAAGAUUUGAUUUGGAUUUAAUUUUUAAAAAACCCUUGUACACCAUUGAGUACACUUUAUGGGAGUUGUUCCUGUGGUUGAGAUGAAUGAAGAUGAGUUAAUUUGUGUUAAUAGGUUAUUGAGUUCUGUUUCAGGUUAUGGGAUGAUGCUUCCCUGGCCAUCUCUGCUGAAAGAGUAACCUGAGAUUGCAAGGAAGCUGUUAAAUCUCACUGUUUGAAACCAUUUGUGUGUAGGAAUCAGAAUUUUCUUAUUAUGGUGCAAAACACUCCAAAAUACAGAAAUGAAUCUGAUGCCAAGUCUCAUAAAAAAAGUAACUGUCAUCCAUAAUUUUUCACAUUUUUCUCUUUAUAAAAAACAAACCCUUUCAUUUAUUUGCCUAACAAACAAAUGUUAUAAACUUGCACUUAUAAAGCAAAUUUGUAUGAAUUAAAUACCUUUUUUUAUCUCACUUAUAUUCUAUGGUUUCCUAUGAGAUUUGGUUAGGUGAACCCUUUUGAAACUAAAAGAGAAUUCAAAAACCACUGUUAAAUUAAAGACAACGUGUCUCCUUUUGAAUAUGUCAGAUUUCAAACUGAAAACUUUCAAGGUUUUUAAUGCUGUUUUUCUCACCUAAUAAAUUCUUACAGAGUGAGAAAAAAAAACCUGUUUUCAGUCAUGGAUCUAUUAAUUUUUCUGAAUCUAGUGUUCUCCUUUGAGAUUAUACAUUUUCUAUAUUCAAUAAUACAUAGUCAUGCAUAUAUUUUAAUUGUGCAUCAGCAUGUAUCCCAUGGCUUUUUAUGCAAUAUAUUUCAUCAUCAGAGCAUAGUAAAUUGUACUGAGUGGGUCUUUAAUAAAUGUUGAUUUGAUUGACUCUUAGAAAUCAGCAUAUUAUAUACCUGUGAGUAAAGAAUACUUUCGGCUUGUUAGGAAUGCCACUAAUUCUUCUUAGAGCAUUUGCAGUGCCUGUAAUUGUCAUUUUUCAUGGUAUUUGCAGCAACAUAUGUUACUCACCACUUGGAUUCUGGACACAUGCCAUUCCAAAGACUGAUCAUGUAUGGUUAUGAGCAUGAAAUGUUCCUUCUGACUUUUAUAUGUUUUUGCACUGCCUGUUUAUUUUUUUUGAGAUCUGAGCCCUUAAUCUCAGUUACUUUAGGUUGGCUGGAGUAAAAAAAGAAAAAAAACCAAAAAGGGAAGGAUUGUGUGUACAUGGAACACCGAGCCCAGUGUGCAGCUCUUCUGAGCAAUUGCUCAGUCACUUAUUUUUAGCUUUUAUGUUUCAUUGUUGACUUUCUCCUGUCUGUGGGAAGAGUGAUAGCUAGUGAUGGAUGUAUACAGUUAAAAACACAUAACUCCUCCUCAGCGCUACAUUUUGACAGAUUGUAAACGUAGGCAGUAACACUUGAAGCACAUAUUUAUUCCUUACAAUGUGUGAUGGUUCUUCUGACAAGCCCAGAUGAGGACACAGGAUAACUUUCAUGCUUUUGAAAGAAGUGAUUUCAUAUGGAAGAAUCAGAAUGAGAAAAAUAAAUGAAUAUCUUCA